Molecule: messenger RNA, 1509 nt
Organism: Polyodon spathula (Mississippi paddlefish)
Lineage: Eukaryota; Metazoa; Chordata; Actinopteri; Acipenseriformes; Polyodontidae
Product: retinol dehydrogenase 7-like
Exons: 5
Coding region: 311-1270 (319 amino acids)
Molecular function (GO): oxidoreductase activity
Source: RefSeq, a predicted model, not a curated record
CCACGGACUGGAGAUGCUUGGGUUGUGUUUCUCUACUUGCAUAUUUGAGUGUUCUUGAACAUUCUGUUGGGUAAAUCCCAUGUUAUUAGAUAAGAAGUAUAAUAACUAUUGAAGGAACCUGGGGUGAAAACUGUGUCAUGCUGGUUUUAAAUAUCAAUGAAAAGGGUGCACCUUUGUAGUUCACUCUACUGUGGAGGGCUAUCCAAUCUGUUGAAUGCAACAGUAUUGUAUGAAGAUUUCUGCUUGAAUAAAAACUACUCUGCUGAAACGCAAUUGAAGUAAGAGACUUGAAGUUUUCUUACAAGAAGCAAUGUUUCUAUAUCUUGUUGGCUUGAUUGCACUUGUAGCCCUGUACCGGUGGUACAGAGAGACGAAAAGGGUUCCAAACGUAUCUGACAAAUACGUGUACAUCACUGGUUGUGAUUCCGGCUUUGGAAACUUGUUGGCCAAACGAUUGGAUGAACUAGGCUACCAUGUGAUUGCUGCCUGCUUUACAGAGAAGGGCGAAGAUGAUCUGAAAAAAAGUUCAUCUAAAAAGCUUAUGACAAUUCAUGUUGAUGUGACAAAUUCUGAAAGCAUUCAGAAAGCUGCAGCGUUUAUAAAGUCCAAAGUUGGAGAAGCAGGUCUGUGGGGUCUUGUCAACAAUGCUGGCCUAUCUGUGCCUGCUGGUCAAUGUGACUGGCUGACAAUACAGGACUACAAAAAAAUGCUGGAUGUGAAUUUGAUGGGAGUAAUAGAGGUGACACUAAGUGUUAUCCCACUCAUUAAGAAAUCCCAAGGGAGAAUUGUAAAUGUUGCUAGUGUCUUUGGAAGAAUAAGCCCAGUUGGUGGAGCUUACUGUAUUUCUAAAUAUGGUGUUGAGGCCUUUAAUGACAGUCUGAGGAGAAACCUGAAGGAUUUUGGAAUUAAGGUUCUGUGCAUUGAACCUGGAUUUUUCAAAACAGCAGUUACUAAUACUGAGAUUAUGGAAAAAAACAUUCACAAUCUCUGGGAGAAACUGCCACAGGAGGUCAAAGAUGAUUACGGAAGUGAUUAUGUGGAAAAAGUGUUGAAAUUAAUGAAGGAGCAAAUGCCCAAACUGUCUGACCCAGACCUGAUGAAGGUGGUGAGCUGUAUGGAGCACGCUAUCUCAGCUGUCUAUCCGCGAACGCGAUACUCUCCUGGAUGGGAUGCCAAACUCUUCUGGCUCCCUCUUUCUUACAUGCCAACGCUAAUUGCUGAUUAUGUGCUUGCCAGGGAUAAUGUUAAACCUGCAAAAGCUGUUGUCUAAUAUCCAAGUCUUGAAUUGUAACCAGACAUAUACUGUGUUACAACUAAAUUUGUUCUCAUGCAGUUCUGGGAAUGUGGGAUUUUAGGGACAAGUAACAAAAAUGCACUUAUACACUUACAACUUUAAAUUGUCUUUCAAUCUUGCGGCUUUAGUGCACUGACAGUAUAAGGAUUAUUGCCCACAUUGUCAAAUAGGUAACACAACAAUAAUGAUCUAUGAUGUGGUAUGGAACAGAAAAG